Molecule: messenger RNA, 4152 nt
Organism: Entamoeba invadens IP1
Lineage: Eukaryota; Evosea; Mastigamoebida; Endamoebidae
Product: protein serine/threonine kinase, putative
Exons: 1
Coding region: 1-4152 (1383 amino acids)
Biological process (GO): protein phosphorylation
Molecular function (GO): protein kinase activity; ATP binding
Source: RefSeq, a predicted model, not a curated record
AUGUUUUGGGUUCUUUUUGUAACACAUGCAGUGGGCAUUCGGUGGUGUUCAAGAAAAUCCGAAGUCUACUGCGUUCAAGAUGAUAUGAUGUGUAAUAUCUCUGACAACGAAAUUAUUACUCAAACGACUGGCGAAUUAGUCUUUAAUUACAAAACUGUAACAAACAUUAAAUGUGCAUUGACCAAUGUGGUCACUUUUAAAGAAUUUGGAAUAAAGAAUACAAUCUAUUUUAAUAAUAAACAGGACACUUUUUAUAAAAACGAGACACUCAAAGGAGCAGCCACAACAACACAAUUUUGUGAUGAUCAUACACAAAAUCAUUGUUUAAAAUGUGUGGACGGAACUCCAUCAUGUGGGAUGUGUAUACCAAAUUAUUGUUUAUAUAAUACUGAUAAUGUCAUAUCUUGUGUAUCUUGUAGUAGUACUCACACUUGUAACGAUGGGCAAUACAUCACAUCGACCUUUGAAGUUUCUUGCCAAACACCUACUUGUGCUACUUGUAAUAAUAAUAAUAAUCAAUGUUCACAAUGUGCGGACGGGUUUUAUAACUACCAAAAUUCGGUGAAUUGCGGGUUGAGUUGUUAUUUGUGUGAUUCGACUUGUGUUGGUGGAUGUAACAAUUCAACUGGUGUUUGCGUUGAGUGCAAUAAAAAUUACGUUAGACAAACGAGUGGGCCGGGGUGUGUUGAAUGUGUCCAAUUUGAUGCCAAUUGCCAAUAUUGUUCGUAUGAUUUUACUCGACAAUGCAAGGUAUGUAAAUCAAAUUAUUAUUUAACUUCAGGAGGCACGUGCGACUUAUGUUCAAAGAUUUAUUGUAUCAACGAAUUUUGUUCUAAUGACAAAAAGCACUGUACUCAAUGUAUGAAUGGAUACUACCCUGACAGUGAAGGUGAAUGUAAUAAAUGUGACACGCUACCAAAUUGUUCCGAAUGUGACCAAACAAAAGCUGAAUGCACAAAAUGUAAGAGUGGAUUUGGAUUCUUUAAUGGGAGUUGUGUUCAAUGUAAUUUAAACAAGGGCGCUAUAUUUGUAAAUGAAACUUCCGAAUGUAAAAUGUGUUACUCGUCCUUUGAUAACUGCAAAUUAUGUCAAAAACCAUACACGAAUGUGGAGUGUGUAGAGUGCUAUCCUCCGUAUUUUUGGGAUUCGAUUGGUAAGACUUGUAAGUUAUGUAUUGAUGGGAAUUACUAUGAUAAAACUACUAAAAACUGUGUAUCAAAUAACAACAUUUGUACAAUACAAAAUAAAGAAGACGAAUGUCUGACAUGUAACAAUAACUAUUUUCUAAGAAACGGGAGUUGCAUUCCUUUUGAUAACUGUGAAGGCGAUAACAUACAAACAAGUAGUUCAUGUGAAUGUCAAGAUACACUUGCGAUCAACUCCAAUUGUUAUGUUUCUUCUAAUGAGUCAAUUUGUAAGUACGUCUUAUUAAAUGGAUAUGAAGACUUAAAGAUGUGUCUUUCUUGUGAUGACAAUUUUACAUUGAUACAAAACAAAGUCUGUGGCAAAUCUUAUUAUAAGUAUAAUUAUAUUAGAAAUAAUGCGAAUUAUACAUGUGAAAAAGGGAUGUAUCUUUCAAAUGACAAUAGAUGUAUGAACUGUGUUGAUUCAAGUGUCUGCAUUUUAUUUAAUAAUAAACUUAAAAUUCUUGAGUGUUCAAAGGACUUGGUACGUUCAAGUGAUUCACAACAAGCUGAGAGUUGUAAAUCAGAUGAAAAAUGUACUACUUAUGGUAUCAAUGAAUGUCUUAAUUGUUCUUCUAAAACCACUGACAUAGUCAAAGGCAUAUGUGUCACAAAUCCAACAGCCAAUUGUAUCAUUUCACUGAAUUCUAAAUGUAUUUUGUGUGACAAAGAGACACUUCUUUCAGACGGAAAUUGUAUUUCCAAAACCAAUUUUAAUUGUCACAGAAGUGCUAUAGGUAAAUGCAUCCAAUGUGUCGAUAAUUACUACAGAAGUACUAUAAGUGAUAUAUAUUGUGAAAAUACGUCUAAAAUACCCAAUUGCAUCUAUCAAAUAAUUUAUUCCAACAACACAAUGAUAUGUAAAGAGUGUUUACCAAAUUAUAUGGUUUCGGAUUCUAAAUGUGUUCUAAUGACUUCGACCAAAUUAAUUCAAUCAUCUUUUAAAUAUUCUGACUUGAUUAAAUGCAAGAAAAUGAGUACCAAAGGGUGUUUAGAGUGUGAAGACACGUAUUAUUUGACUUUACAGAAUACAUGUGAAAAGUGCGAUUCUUCAUGUGUGAAUUGUUCCAACACAACUUUGUGUAUUUCAUGUCCCUCUGGAUUCUAUUUGACGAGUGAACAUACAUGUAAAGAAGUUGGUUCAUUACAUAAGACGUGUGAUAUGUUAAUGCCAAAUGCUGUUGGCUGUGCGAUCUGUAAAGUUGGGUAUUACUACGUUUCAAAAGACUGUAGACAAUGUGAAACAUCAUGCUAUUCCUGUUUAGAUAACAAACAGUGUGUGUCGUGUGCAGACAAUUACUUCAGAAUAGCAAAUGAAACAAAGUUGUGUCUUCCAUUCGACGAAUUGACUCAAUUUUGUCUUAAAAAGACCAAAAAUGGGUGCGUCAGUUGUCAAAUGGGGUAUUUCCUCUCAAAUGGUCGAUGCUCAAAGUGUUUAGAAACCUGUAUUAAGUGCACUUCAAUGACUUAUUGUUCCGAGUGCUCCAACAAUUAUGUAAAUAUUGACUAUAAGUGUCACCACUCUUCUACAAUUCAAUAUUGCACAGCUGCAACAAAUGAUCGAUGUACUAAAUGUAAAGGGUGGCAUGCACCUGAUGACAGUGGGUCUUUUUGUAAGACUGCAAUGCGCUAUGAUAUUAUAUUUGGGACGAUUGUAGGUGUUGUAAUAUUAAUAAUUCUUGUUCUAGUAAUAGUAGUAGUGUUGUGUUACCAAAUUAAUCUUCACAACAAAGAAAAGAAAAAGAUGCUGAAUGUCUGUGUUUAUAAUAUGAAGAAAUCAAAUGUCCUUUUGCAAAAUCUUGGUGACUUUUUGUUGAGUAAUAAACAAGUUAUUACAUUUGGAGUUCUCAAUGAAGACAGUUUGAUAGAAGUGAAUGAAGAGACACGCGAACUGCUGUGUGUUGGAAAUAACACCAAUCACACAAUAAAAGUCCAAUUCAGUGUUAUCGACAAUUGCGACCAAUUUUUGAUACGAACUGAGCCAACUUUAGUUACUCUUAAAAAGGGAUUUGCAUGUGAAUUUGAGAUCUUUAUUAAACCAGUUUGCACAUGUAAUAUCCAUUCAAAUAUUGUAGCCAUCGCACUCGACUUGGAAACAGGAAAACAAAUUGAUGAAAAAAUAGAAGUAAGUGCUGUGACAAAAAUGACGACGCGACUGGACUACACCGAGUUGAUAGAAACCAAGAAACUUGGGGAAGGUUCAUUUGGGGUUGUCUACUUGGGGGAGUUCAGAGGUGACAAAGUUGCAAUCAAAAAGAUGAAACAAUCUUCUGAUGAUAAAUCAAGUAAAAAAGAAUUUGAAGAUGAAGUUUCUAUGUUAGACAAAUUUAGAAGUGAAAAUAUUGUCCACUUCUAUGGUGCCGUGUUUAUACCAAACAAAGUGUGUCUGGUCACCGAAUUUGCUCAAUUUGGAAGUCUACAAGAUUUGAUAAAAAAUAAAACUUCAAGUGAAAUUGACAUGAAAUUACGACUCAAAUUCAUGUUAGAUGUUGCUAUGGGCAUUAUGUAUUUACAUGAGAAUGGAAUCUUACACAGAGAUAUUAAGCCAGACAACGCUUUAGUAUUUUCAUUGAAUGCAUCAGAAAAAGUGAAUGCAAAAUUGACUGAUUUUGGAUCGUCAAGAAAUAUUAAUAUGAUGAUGACAAACAUGACAUUCACUAAAGGUGUUGGAACACCAACUUACAUGGCUCCUGAAGUUUUAAAACAAGAAAAGUACAAAAGACCAGCUGACGUCUAUUCAUUUGCAAUGACUAUGUAUGAAUGCUUUGCUUGGAGAAUUGCGUAUAGUGAUGUUGAAUUCAAAUUUCCAUGGAAAAUAGCCGAGUUUGUUUCAUUGGGAAAGCGUCUCGAAAAGCCUGAUUAUGUUGAUGUAAAAAUGUACAAUAUCAUUGUGUUGUGUUGGUCACAACAUCCACUUGAAAGACUAAAAAUAGAAGAAGUUGUUUCAAUGCUUCGUGAACUAUUUUAA